Messenger RNA from Scophthalmus maximus (turbot), 1480 nucleotides. Its product is annotated as leucine-rich repeat extensin-like protein 3. The transcript is spliced from 5 exons. The coding region runs from base 227 to 1177 and encodes 316 amino acids. NCBI's taxonomy places the organism in Eukaryota, Metazoa, Chordata, Actinopteri, Pleuronectiformes, Scophthalmidae. The record is from RefSeq and is a predicted model, not a curated record.
GCCGUUCCCUUUGGCUUUACAAGGAUUCACAUUUUGUUUGAAGUUGAUCUUUUACUGGUGGUUCAUGCUCAACCUGCUAAUGAGCUCUUCCACGUAUCUACAGAAAAUGCAUGAGGGGUGGAGUUAGGCCAACUUGCAGGUCAGUGGCCAAUCGAAAGGCCUCGGGAUUAACAGCAGUAUUUAUGAACAGAUAUGUUGUGCAGCAGAUUAGAACAGGACUGGGGAGAUGCAACACCAGAAAUCAAGAAUGAUUUUCCACGAGUCCCUGUUGAGGGGGCUAUGCUGCCUGCUGUUAACAUCAGGUUUGCUAGAAGCAACAUCUCUCGCGAAAGUAAAGAAUGCUGGAGGGAAUCCAGUUAGCAUUGACUCAGCUCAAGCUCAUGAUUUCUUUGCAAAUUCUCGACCUAAGAGGAACAUGGACCCGAAGUGGUACCGAGGCGAUCCGAAUUUUCAGUCUUACUACCGCUUCUACAACAGCAUUGGACACAUCGAGGGAAUCUAUGAGAUUGACAGGCUCAGGAUGCUGUAUCAGCAGAUGCGCCACUUGGAGUUGACCUACGGCCCAGACGCUUCCAGUUACCAAAAUGUCAUGGGUGUUCAGACUACCACAGCAGCCCCAACUACGACCACCCAGCCUCCUCCACCUCCUACCACUGCUGCCCCUACACCAGACCCUCUGGAGAAUGCUCAGAGGAUCUAUCUGUGUAACCCCAAAGACCCACUGUGCAAACCCCAGAUCGUCUACCUGCCAACGGGGGCUGUUCCAGUGCUGUGUGACCCACGACUAAACCCGGCCUGUAGGCCAAAAACAGAGGAGGAGAUUAAGGCUGCAGCUCCUCCCCCACCACCACCUCCACCUCCCCCUGCUCCCAAAAAGUCUGUCCUACCUCCACCUCCACCUCCUGCCAUCACUGUCAAAGGUAUGGAGUAUGACUGCGACCCAUACUGGGAUCCAGACUGCCUCAUCGACCACCCUCCCCGCCCUAUCAAGGAAACAACUGCACCAGAGGCACCUGCUGAGGAGAAAGUGGUGGAAGAGGAAGAAGUGAAAGCUGAGGAAAGUGUCCCUGCAGCACCAGCCACAGAGAAAACCCUCUUUCCUUUCUUUGACCCUUAUGAUUUCAAACGCGACCUUUAUGACCCCCUUCGAUAUGCCAAUCCAGAGCCAGAAGAGUAGUAAAAGUGGUUAAGAAAUCACAGCGUUCAAUGCAGGACAAGAUUACAAAUCAAAUCACAAGGUUGAAUCAAGACAGGACUGUGAGCAAAUCCACAAACAUAAACGUUAAUUUCAAAUCAUGCAGAUCAUCACGUUUUUACAAGACAGACUGUAAAACACUGCUUUUCCAAAUGACAAAUCACACUAUGCCUUUACUGUAUGUGUGUGCGUGUGUGUGUGUGUGUGCAUGUGUUCAUAUUGUGAUGCACAAUAAAGUUUUGAAUGGAGUAAAAACAAUAAAAAGAAUAAAAAAUUAUUGACAAA